AUGGUGAAGGAUACUAAGUUCUACGAUCUCUUUGGAGUGUCGCCAUCCGCCUCGGACAACGAGUUGAAGAAGGCUUACAGAAAAGCUGCCUUGAAGUACCAUCCAGACAAGAACCCUUCUCCUGAAGCCGCUGAGAAAUUCAAGGAGUUGUCGCACGCGUACGAAGUUCUCUCUGACGAUCAGAAGAGAGAGAUCUACGACAACUACGGAGAAGAGGGCUUGAACGGUGGUGGACCAGGAAUGGGUGGUAUGGGCGCUGACGACAUCUUCUCGCAGUUCUUCGGAGGAGGCUUUGGCGGUAUGGGAGGCGGUGCUUCGAGAGGCCCAGCCAGAGGCAAGGAUAUCAAGCACUCCAUCCUGUGCACGUUGGAGGAGUUGUACAAGGGUAGAACGGCCAAGUUGGCCUUGAACAAGACCAUCUUGUGUAAGCUGUGCGAGGGCCGUGGUGGUAAAGAGGGUAAGGUCAAGCAGUGUAGCUCUUGUCAUGGUGCUGGUAUGAAAUUCGUCACCAGACAAAUGGGCCCUAUGAUCCAGAGAUUCCAGACAGUUUGUGAUGCCUGUCAGGGUACUGGAGACAUGUGCGAUCCAAAGGACAGAUGUGUCGACUGUAAGGGUAAGAAAACCCAGUCCGAGCGUAAGAUCUUGGAGGUUCACAUUGACCCAGGUAUGAAGGAUGGUCAGAGAAUUGUCUUUAGCGGAGAGGGUGACCAGGAGCCAAAUGUGACCCCAGGAGAUGUUGUGUUCGUCGUGGAUGAAAAGCCACAUGAGAAGUUCACCAGAAAGGGUAACGACUUGUCUUACGAAUGUGAAAUUGACUUGUUGACUGCUUUGGCUGGUGGUGAGGUUGCUUUCAAGCACGUUUCCGGUGAUUACAUUAAGUUUACAAUCGUUCCUGGUGAAGUGAUUGCCCCAGGUGCAGUCAAGGUAAUCGAGAAGCAGGGUAUGCCUAUCUACAGAAACAGCGACAAGGGUAACUUGUUCAUCAAAUUCUCUGUCAAGUUCCCUGAGGCCAACUUUACUUCCGAGGAGAAGUUGCAGCAAUUGGAGUCCAUCUUGCCAGCCAGAACUGCCGUCAAGAUUCCAAAGAACGCUGCAGUUGACGAGUGUGAUUUGACUAACAUCGACCCAUACAAGCACAGCCAGAACGCUAGACGUGAUGCCUACGAUUCGGACGACGAGGAGGGCCAGCAGGGACCAGGUGUGCAGUGUGCAUCUCAGUAA
Sungouiella intermedia is the source of this 1221-nucleotide messenger RNA. Lineage: Eukaryota; Fungi; Ascomycota; Pichiomycetes; Serinales; Metschnikowiaceae. The record is from the annotation of a GenBank genome assembly.